AGGACCUUGGUGGCAUGAUUAUCAACUAAAGCCACUUCGGCCAUUUUUCCAGUGUCCAGUGUCCAGCAGCCUCCACCGACAUGGAUUUCUUCUUCCUACCGUCUUGGUUAGUCGUUGCGUUGGUUGUGGCCGUUCUGACCAUCAUUUACAUACACUACAGCUGGGACAACAGGCGCAAGUUUGGCCUCCCAGGACCAACCCCUUUACCCCUGCUGGGACAUUUGGUAGACUUGAUGAAGUAUGGCCUCUGCGAUUUCGAUCUACAUGUCACUCAGACGUACGGCAAAGUAGCUGCACUCUCUCCAGAUUGUUUUGGAAGCAUUCUGGGGGACAUCAUGAUCACAGACCCGGAUAUGUUAAAGGAGGUGAUGGUAAAACAAGCAAGCAUCUUCACGGAUCGAAAUACAGACUCGGAUACGCAGAUGGCGCCGAUAGACAAGUCAGUUUUUGCAGUCAGGGGUGAACAAUGGAAACAGAUGCGAAGCACGUUGACUCCAACGUUCAGUUCCGGGAAACUGCGACACAUGGAGGCAAUGAUUCUCAAGUGCGCCAACACCCUGAUCCAAAACUUGAAGAAAAAAGCUAAAGCUGGAGAAAGUUUUAACAACUCAAUCUGGGGCCGCUAUACAAUGGACGUUACAUGUGCUACAGCGUUUGGAAUCGAAGUUGACUCGUUGAACGAUCCUACUCACCCGUUUGUGAAAAAUGCUGAAAUUGCCAAUAGUACUGAUUUAUCAAAUCCAUUUGUAUUCAUCCUGAUUCUUUUACCGCGUAUGGUGAAAAAACUGGAACGCAUACUUCGGUAUGUUCCUGGAUUUCGAAGAAUAUUGGGUUCAUUCAGAUUUUUUGGACAGACGACAAAAGAUCUACUGAAAGUGAGAGAACAAGCCCAAGAAGGGCACUACAACGAUUUUCUGCAGUUGAUGCUAUCCGCUCAUACCAUGUCAACAUCCGAGGUCGGUGAUGACGAAAAGGAGGUUCAAAAAUGGAAGAAAAAAGCACUGACGACAGAGGAAAUUGCAGGCAACGGGUUGAUAUUCUUUCUUGCAGGUUAUGGGACUGCAAAUGAUACCUUGGCGUUUACGUCAUAUCUCAUCACAGCGCACCCUGAGGUCCAGCAACGACUCUCUGAGGAAAUUGACGAUGUUCUUCAAGGUGCCGAACCGACCUACGACAACGUGUCCAAGUUGAAGUAUCUGGAGCAGGUCUUAAACGAGUCGAUGCGACUGUAUCCCGUUGGCAUUCGUGUGGAUCGAGUGGCAAACCAAGACACCACUGUGAAUGGGUUAUUCAUACCCAAGGGGACGGCCGUGACAAUUCCGAUCUACGCCAUCCACAGGGACCCUAACAUUUAUCCAGACCCUGAGAAAUUCGACCCUGAACGAUUCACACCAGAUGCUAAAGCAAAACGGAGCCCCUAUUCGUAUUUGCCUUUUGGUAUGGGGCCCCGCAACUGUAUCGGUAUGCGCCUGGCCUUGCUCGAGAUGAAGAUUAUUCUUGUGAAGGUCCUGCAGAACUUCACGUUGAAGACAUGUGCGGAGACACAAAUACCAUUAGUUCUCUCUAAAUCAAGUCCAGUCAAACCGGAAAAGCCAAUCAUAUUGAAAGUUGAGGAGAAGAGUAUUUAAACAAACCUAUUUGUCAGCCAUGUUAUAAUUUUUAGAUUAUGACACAUAAAACAAAUGGGACCGAGCCCGGAUCAACCCCACAUCCCGACAUUGUUUUAAAUUAAUUUUUUUUAGAUAAAUGAGGUUGACCCCAUUCAACCAGGGUCGAACUAAAAAAAAAUUUGUUUUUGCCGUAAGGCUUCCCCUCUCUCUCCCGAUCAUUGUAUAUAUUUUUCUGAAUGAAUAUCGCGCACUUGGAAUCAGCUGCUUACCUUUCUAUAAUCCAAUAUCUUUCAGUAUUGAGAUUACUUUGAUCGCUGUGUCGAGACGUUUUCAUUGAACACAACUGUUAAUAAAUCAACUACAACUGUCUAGUCUAAUCGUAUGUGCUCUACAAUUUGAUCAAGUAACUUUAAAUUGUUUCAACAUUUAAAUAUUGACAAAGCACGUCUUUGUAAUCAACAAAAGGACAGUCGAAUGACAGUUCCUAUAAAUGAAGAUUAUUUUACAUAAUUUGACGAACUGAUAUGGGAAACAGAUUUAUUUAAGCUAAAUGGGUAAAAUAAGUACUCUCAUAGGAAAAGCAUGCUUGCUAUGACAAAUAUACAUGUAGACUGGUGUUGUGAUAGUUAAAAUCCAUAUAUAUAAUUUUUAUAGAAAACAUGGGUACAAUUGCGAUACUUUAUCUACAUUAACUUACAUAUAUUAUCAUUUUUAUUUAGAAUCAAUUUUAGUUAUUUCCAUUUCUGGUUGAUGUGGAUAUAAAAAAGAUUGUUAUAUAUUGGGAUGUAAAAAAAAUAGGAUAAUCGUAUAAUUAGGGGAUUUUUUAUUAUAGUCAGUAUUUUAAUCAAGAAUGUCUGUUUUUUAAAUUUUGAUUAUCAGUUUUUGUAGUUCGGAGAGUUCGUUACAUUAUAAUAACCUACAUUUAUAAAUUACCCUUUUCU
Lingula anatina is the source of this 2551-nucleotide messenger RNA. RefSeq names its product cytochrome P450 3A4. NCBI's taxonomy places the organism in Eukaryota, Metazoa, Brachiopoda, Lingulata, Lingulida, Lingulidae. Gene Ontology annotation, molecular function: oxidoreductase activity, acting on paired donors, with incorporation or reduction of molecular oxygen; steroid hydroxylase activity; heme binding. The record is from RefSeq and is a predicted model, not a curated record.